Molecule: messenger RNA, 1863 nt
Organism: Xylaria bambusicola
Lineage: Eukaryota; Fungi; Ascomycota; Sordariomycetes; Xylariales; Xylariaceae
Product: multidrug resistance protein
Exons: 5
Coding region: 256-1716 (486 amino acids)
Biological process (GO): transmembrane transport
Cellular component (GO): membrane
Molecular function (GO): transmembrane transporter activity
Source: RefSeq, a predicted model, not a curated record
GUUCAAUGAGUAUUCUCAUUAUCAAUAGUCUUUCUUUACAGUCCUUAUAUAUCCCUUUGCCGCCGAUCCUACGAGUGGGCCUUAUCAUGUUGGUUUGCGGGGUUGUAUGUACCAACAACCAGCAAGUGGAAAUUCUACUCAGCCCUCAAACUAGUGUCUCGGAAGUUCUAUACACUUACCACUCUCUUCUUCCAUGGCUCUUUAAUUAAUUGAACAAGAAUGUGAUAGUUAAUGGUUUGAAAAUCUCUACUUAAGAUGACUAAGACUGAGACGGAGACCAAGUCGGUCAGGAGGGCGGAGGAGGAGGAACCAGAGCUAUAUUCUGUCUUCACAAGGGCAGAGAAGUUCUGUAUUGUCGCCCUCGUUUCUUUCGCAGCAUGGUUCUCAACCCUCAGCAGCUUCAUAUACUACCCGGCGCUGCAGUCGCUCUCCGAAGACCUGUCAGUGUCAAUCACCGAUAUUAACCUCACCAUUACCACGUACAUGGCUGUAGCGACUGUUGCACCAACGCUAGUCGGAGAUGCUGCUGACAUACUCGGACGACGGCCUGUGUAUAUGAUCACUCUGACCAUUUACAUCGGCGCCAAUGUCGCUAUUGCGGCUGCGAGAUCAUAUCAUGCGCUUCUUGGGCUUCGGGUUCUUCAAUCACUUGCCAUAUCUGGGACAUUUUCAAUUGCGUAUGGUGUCAUCACCGAUAUAGCGUCACCCGCAGAGCGAGGGUCUUUUGCUAGCGCAGUCUCUUUUGCUAUCACCAUAGCGCCCAGCAUUGGGCCCAUCCUGGGGGGCUGCUUAACAUAUGCUAGGAACUGGACCUGGAUCUUCUGGUUCUUAGCCAUAGCAGCCGGAACUUGUCUGAUAUUCAUGACUGCAUUUCUACCUGAGACCACACGCAGCAUAGUGGGUAAUGGUUCAAUCGCACCGCCAAAACUUCUUCGAUUGCCAGUCGGCUCGUUGAUGCGACAUUGGGAUGAAAACGAUGUUCCCAUCAGUCGCCGCCGCCAAGUCCCGAACCCAUUUAAAUCCUUGUUCAUACUAAUGCACAAGGAUAACGUGACGGUAAUUCUUGCUUGUGGCUUGCUCUACGCCGUAUAUACGAGUUUAAAUGCAUCCUUGUCUGUCUUAUGUAUUGAGAUAUACAAUCUUUCGAACUGGCAAGCAGGACUCAUAUACCUGCCUUUCGGGCUAGGGGGCACAGUGUCUACAUUCUUCUCUGGCCCAUUGUUAGAUAACGCAUAUCGAGAUGCGCGAACUAAACGAGGGUUGGACACGAAUAAAGCAACUGGCGACGACUUGGACAACUUCCCUAUUGAAAGGGCGCGCUUAAGCGUCAUUUGGAUGCCUAUGGGCUUGACCGUUGCCUCCGUUGUGAGUUUUGGGUGGGUGUUGCAUUACCACAAGCAUAUUGCCAUAUCUCUAGCCAUCCAGUUCGUUGCGGGCUUGGUGAUGCAGCUGGACUUCAGUAUCUAUAAUACCCUUCUAGUUGAUAAGAACCAUCGCAAUCCCGCAGCGGCCCAAGCUUCAAGCAAUAUCGUGCGAUGUACGUUCGGAGCUAUCAUUGUAGCUUUCCUCCAGGAUUGUAUUCGGUCCUUGGGAAUAGGCGGAACAUUCACACUGAUGGGUGGGCUGUGCAUCAUUGCUACGCUUCUUUUUGUCAUUGACUUCACGAAGGGGACUGUAUGGAGGCAGAAGAGGCAAACCUUUAGACUUGUGAAAUGACCAACAGCGGCGUGAGCGUCUGUGCUGACUAAAAGCCUGGUUCCUCAUCGCUACACCAGCUGUUUUGGCUACUAGUCGCCGGUUCUUCCAGUUUAGCCUCCAGUGUAUAAAGGAAGACAACAAUUUUAAAGACAAUUUUAUAACUCA